Molecule: messenger RNA, 579 nt
Organism: Clonostachys solani
Lineage: Eukaryota; Fungi; Ascomycota; Sordariomycetes; Hypocreales; Bionectriaceae
Source: the annotation of a GenBank genome assembly
AUGGCACGUUCCAACCAAGCCACCCAACCGAACCAAGGGUCAAGUUAUGACCCCGAGUUCGAGAGCCGUAUAGGCGUAUAUCGAAGGAGGCAACGACUACUCGUUGCCAGAAGCAUCCACUUUCAAGCUUCUCGUGUAGACUUUGAGACAGCCUGCCGAGCCAAGCUCAGCAACCCGGACUCAGUCCAAUUCUUCUGGCAGGAGUCCAACAACCGGAGGCACACCCACCGAGGCUGGGUCAUGCUUGGGUUCGAUACCCGAGAGAACUGUCGCCUGGCUCUGAACGAGCUUGCAAACUUCCGGGUCCGAAACCGGGAUGUUAACAUCAGCAAAGCGAGUAGGCGGGCUUUUGCUCCGACUGAUCAAGCAACGCAAGGGUCAUCUCUUGCCCAAGCCGCUGCUCCCGCCAACCCUGAUGCAGCUCCUCCUCCCACCACGACAACCACCACCACCAGGACCACCACCAGGACCACCAUCAUUACCACCACCACCGCAGUUGAAGAGAUUCCGACUGCCCCCGCCGCCGACAUAAUGACGGCUUUGGUUACUUAUCUUGACCGCCCUUCGGCCCCUCAGUAG